Sordaria macrospora k-hell is the source of this 2097-nucleotide messenger RNA. The record is from RefSeq and is a predicted model, not a curated record. Lineage: Eukaryota; Fungi; Ascomycota; Sordariomycetes; Sordariales; Sordariaceae.
AUGUCCUCAGAAAGUCCUACACCAGCGCUGAAAGCAGCCAUCCUCAUCGUCUCAACAACAGCAUCUCAAGACCCCGCAACGGACUUCGCCGACGUCACUCUCCGCCAGGUCUUCGAAGAACAACAACUACAAGGCCAAGGAUCGCUAUGGGAGGUUCAUGAAUCCAAAAUUGUCCCCGACGAUGUCGUGCAAAUCCAGAAGCAGAUCCACCUCUGGACUGACAAAACCCCCAAUGACAACACCAUCAACCUCAUCGUAACCACAGGCGGCACCGGCUUUGCCGUGUCUGACCAAACCCCCGAAGCCGUCUCCGCUCUCCUCCACAAGGAAGCUCCCGGCCUAGUCCAUGGCAUGCUAGCGGCUUCGCUGCAGGUUACCCCCUUUGCCAUGAUGUCGCGGCCUGUGGCUGGCGUUAGGAAUGGCACCGUUAUCAUCACGCUGCCGGGGUCUCCCAAGGGUGCGAAGGAGAAUCUGCAGGCGGUGAUCAAUAUGUUGCCACAUGCUUGCUUGCAAGCUGCUGGUGCUAACUCGAGAGCUUUGCAUAAGGGCGGAGUGAAGAGGUUGGAGAAGGAGGCGGGGGUGGAAGGAGGUGGUGGACGUGAGGAGGAGGAGGAGGAGGAGGAGGAGGAGGAGGUGGAGGAGGUUGCGGCGGACACGGCCAUAGUCACGGUCAUGGCCACGGCCACGGCGCUCUACGUCCGCCACACCACCCCUAAUCAAGCUCCGACCCAAUCCAACGACUCCCACCUCGGCCCCAGCCGCCGCCACCGCGAAUCUCCCUACCCCAUGCUCUCCGUCACCGAAGCGCUCUCCCAAAUAGCGCAACACACACCCUCUCCGCAGGUCGUCACGGCAAAGGUCGACAGCUCGCUUGUCGGCGCCGUUCUGGCGCAGGACGUUUCAGCGCGCGAGAACGUGCCCGCCUUCCGCGCCAGCAUCGUGGACGGGUACGCCGUGGUCGUGCCCCAGGACGGGAACAUGCGUGGAGUUUUCCCCGUCGUUUCCGUUUCCCAUGCGGCGCCCGGUGAGGAUAUGCCGACGUUAAAGGAGGGCGAGAUCGCGAGGAUUACUACCGGCGCUCCGCUGCUGCCGGGGGCGACGUCAGUUAUUAUGGUUGAGGAUACGGUGUUGGUGUCGACGGAGAAAAAGACUGGGGAGGAUGGAGUGGAGGAGGAAAAGGAGGUGAAUAUUCUGGCGGCAGAUGAAGUCCACGAAGGCGAGAAUGUGAGGGAGGUGGGUAGUGAUAUCAAGCAGGGCCAACGAAUUCUGGGCAAGGGGGACCAGGUGUCUGCGGUGGGUGGUGAGAUUGGGUUGCUAGCCGCCGUGGGCGUGGGCGAGGUGCAGGUGUACCGACGUCCUGUUGUGGGCGUUUUGUCUACGGGUGAUGAAAUUGUGGACCAUGAUCGCCCGGGGGACUUGCGGCUGGGCGAGGUGCGCGAUACGAACCGGCCAACGCUCAUCUCGGCGGCGAGAGACUGGGGGUAUGAGGUGAUUGAUCUUGGAGUGGCGCGGGAUAAGGCUGGGACUCUGGAGGAGACGCUGCGACAGGCGUUGAGGCAGGUUGACGUAGUCAUCACUACAGGCGGAGUGUCCAUGGGCGAGUUGGAUCUCCUCAAGCCCACGAUAGAACGGUCGUUGGGCGGCACGAUUCACUUUGGUCGGGUGGCGAUGAAGCCUGGCAAGCCCACCACGUUUGCUACCGUUCCGGUGAAAGAUAACGACGGCGAGAGGGUCUCCAAGGUGAUCUUCUCGCUACCGGGGAAUCCGGCAUCGGCGUUGGUUACGUUUCACUUGUUUGUGCUGCCGUCCCUGCACCAAUUGUCCGGCAUCUCGCCACCUGGCUUGCCAAAGUUGCCCGUGACACUGGGUCAUGAUUUCUCGCUGGAUAGGUCUAGACCCGAGUAUCACCGGGCUAUCGUCUCUGUGAAUAAGGAUGGAGUGUUCACCGCGGUCAGCACAGGAGGACAGAGGAGCUCGAUGAUAGGGAGCAUGAAAGGGGCGAACGCGCUUCUCGCCUUGCCUAGCGGUCCAGAACAGUUGCGGAAGGGGGUCAAGGUGGAAGCAUUGCUUAUGGGCGGUUUACGAAGUGACAUGUGA